AUGACUAAGAAAAGGAAGUUGGUAGACAGUGAGACAAUUGCAUUAACAGAAGAAUUUAGUGCGAUCAUACAAAAUAAAUUGCCACCAAAGUUGAAAGAUCCAGAGAGUUUCACAGUUCCUUGCACAAUUGGUAAUGUAGAAUUUUUUAAAGCACUUUGUGACAUUGGUGCAAGUGUGUCAUUGAUCCCUUUAACUAUGGCUAGGCAAUUAGGGUUGAAAGAGUUAAAGCGUACUAACAUUUCCUUGCAAUUGGCUGACAGGUCUAUUAGACAUCCAAUGGGCAUAUUGGAGAAUGUGCUUAUUAAAGUGCAGAAAUUCAUUAUUCUUGUUGAUUUUGUUGUUUUAGACAUGGAAAAAGAUAUAAAUGUACCUAUUAUACUUGGUAGACCAUUUAUGGCCACCGCAGGUACAAUAAUAGAUGUUAAAUGUGGUAAGUUCAAAUUCCAAAUUGGUGAAGAGGAAGUGGAGUUUGAUCUAAGUAAAGUGGAGAAAUAUCCCUCUUUUAUUGACCAUGUUUAUUCUGUUGACAUAUGUGAUGAAUUGGCAUUAGAGAUGAGUCAAGUUAAUCUUGAUGAUGAUUCUCUUGAAUUUUGUCUUAAUGGUAUAGGUAUACAAGAGGAACAAGUUGAAAAAAUGACUGAAUUUUUACAGGCACAGGUUCCUUACAAAAGGAGAAAUGCAUAUGAAGAGUUAGGACUAAGCAAAGGGCUACCUCCGCCAUCAUGUGAGCAAGCACCACAGCUUGAGCUUAAGCCGCUGCCUAAGCACCUCAAAUAUGUAUUUCUUGGAGAAAAAGAAACAUUACUGGUAAUCGUCAAUGCAGCAUUAGAUGAGAAACAAUUAGACAAGCUAUUACGUGUUUUGAGGAAGCAUUUGAAGGCUAUAGAAUAG
Coffea eugenioides is the source of this 891-nucleotide messenger RNA. RefSeq lists its product as uncharacterized. Lineage: Eukaryota; Viridiplantae; Streptophyta; Magnoliopsida; Gentianales; Rubiaceae. The coding region runs from base 1 to 891 and encodes 296 amino acids. The transcript has a single exon. The record is from RefSeq and is a predicted model, not a curated record.